This is a messenger RNA of Solea solea (common sole), 1663 nucleotides long. Its product is annotated as myelin-associated glycoprotein. Lineage: Eukaryota; Metazoa; Chordata; Actinopteri; Pleuronectiformes; Soleidae. Bases 26 to 1429 code for a protein of 467 amino acids. The record is from RefSeq and is a predicted model, not a curated record. The transcript is spliced from 12 exons.
CACUGCGACAACACUUCUGUUUUUAAUGUCCACGGUCAACUGUGCAGAAACUGCUCACCAUCAUCUCACAGCUGCGAUGGGUGUUGUUCUGACUGACUUUGUUUUGCUCAUGGCUCUGAUGAAAGGCGUCGUAGGUCAAAGCUGGGAUAUAAUGUUGCCCGAGACCAUCGUGGGCCUCAGUAAAUCCUGCAUCACUGUUCCGUGUCACUUUACCGUUCCUGCUGAUCAGGAAACAAACAUCCUGAACUGCUCCAACCGUGGCGUGUGGAGGAAAGGAAGUCUAACAGGUCCCAUCGUCAUCAAUUCACAGAAACCCAACGUCAUACAAGGGCAAAUAAUCGGAGACUUGACACAGAAGAACUGCACAACAGUGAUGGAGAACUUCUCUGAGGACAACAAUGACAUGUUCUUCUUCAGGCUGGAAUGUCCCAACCUCAAAUUCACCUUCACUAACGGAGUCAGAAUCACUGCUAAAAGAGAUCCGUCUCCUCCUCAGAUGACCUCGGUGACUCAGAUGUCACAAGGAGCUGAGGUGAAGUUUCAGUGUUCGGCUCCACUGACGUGCUCCAACCUUCCUCCCUCCAUCAGCUGGCAACCGCAGGACAUUUUCAGUAAGGAGGAGCUGGUGGUGGAGCAGGUCACAGACGGCCAGACGGUCAUGACAUCUACGAUGACCUUCACGGCCUCUGCUGACCUUCACAACGAGAGCAUCAUUUGCUCGGUUUCUUACCCGCUGUCCAAAGGAAAGAGCAGUUCACCGUCAGCAACAACUCGAAGACUCAACAUCUGGUAUGGUCCGAGAUUCACCACAGCAAUGCUGAGCACCUCUGGUCCUGUUUCUGACGGGACUUUUGUGACAUUCACGUGUUCAAGUGACGCAAACCCUCCUGUGAGAAGCUACACCUGGUUCAGAGACAACCGCGGGCAGCUCAACAGAGUGGGACAAGGACAAACGCUGAUCCUUCAGGUCAGUAAGAGAGACACCGGGUUGUACCUGUGUGAAACCCAAACUCAGCGAAGCUCUGAGAGAUCCAGGUCUGUGGUUCUGGAGGUGCACGGCUCUCCUACUCAGGAGAACUGUAAAAAUGUGAAUUCACUGAUAAUUCCCUACAUCAUCUGUGGAGUUUUGCUGGUUCUCUUCAUCCUGACCGUCGCCGUUGAUUUGUACAAACAUCAAAGUCUUUCCAAGAGGCUGAAGAGGAUUGAGCAGAACAGGGACCACACAUACGCUGAACUGAGGACGGUGAAUGUCAACAGUGUCUAUGAUCAACUCCAGAGGCGUCCACAGCUGAAACCGAAGCCCAGAGCUCCUGAAGAUCCAGAGUAUGAGAACAGCACCAGCACAGUCACAGUCAGAGAGUCACAGUCAGAGUCACAGUCAGAGAGUCACAGUCAGAGAGUCACAGCCAAACAGAGACAAACGACCUGAGCUGAACUUUUCAUGAACACCAGCCUCCAGUUCAGACAGGGGUCACCAGAAUUUUAGGUUUUCAACGACUUUUCUCUUCGAAGUUUUUUAAUGAAAUAAAAAUGUUUUCCAAAUGAACCAACAAACUGAAGACAAUGAAGACUUGCAUGUACACAUCAUGGCUGCAUCGUCUGUUUGUUUGCACAAAAACUUAGCACAAUAUGUCUGUGAAAAAGAUGCAACUCAAAUUGAAUA